AGACUUUUUUUCGUCUUCCCUUUGCUUCUUCUUCGCUUCACCAUUUAUUCUAUUUUAUUCUCUCUCCUAACCCUUCUUCACUCUCCUCCCCUCUUCCACCUCCUCACACUCUUUAACCUAAUGGAUCACCAAGAUCUCAGGCGAGCCCACAGUUCAGGGCACGAGAGUCACUAUGUGUGUCACAAAUGCGGGUGGCCUUUUCCGAAUCCGCACCCGAGUGCUAGACACAGACGCGCGCAUAAGAAGAUUUGCGGAACCGUUGAGGGUUACAAGGUGGCUGGCGCCGAGGGGAGUGCACAGUUGAGUGUCUCUGAUGAUGAGCAGCACUCUGAUGAAGAUCCCAAAACCCCCGGUCCGAAAGUCUUGGAAAGGAGCGUUUAUGAGAGGGGUAGUGGCGUAAUUGGGCAAGGAUCUAUUAAAUCAGAUGAUGGGGUGUUCUCGGAUGCUGUUCAGGAGUUUUCAGAUAGCGGUUCUGCUGCAUGGACCGGAGAAGGGUUAGAGGAUGCCCCGGGAUCAGCACCUAAUGUAGAAAGGGGUACCAAGAGUGAUUUGAAUGCCAUUCCGUUCCACAGUGAUGGGGGAACGACAGAAGACAAAUCAAACCCCAAUAAAUAUGAAACGGUGACAGAUGCAUCAGAAGAUAUGAAGAAGACCGAUGUGACUGACAGCAUGAUUGAGAGCUGCUUAACAUCUGUUGAUCAGGAAGCUGAAGUGACAGGAAUUACAGCAACUAAUCUGGAUAGGAACAUCAGUUCAGAGACUACUUCUAUUUCAGAUGGUAGAACUGAAGAAUCAAAACUGCUUCUUGGUGAUAGCAAUGGUUUACACCCCAUUAAAUAUGAAAUGGUGACAGAUGCAUCAGAAGCUAUUAAAAAGACUGGUGCCACUGACAGCAUGAUUGAGAGCUGCUUAACAUCUGUUGAUCAGGAUGCUGAAGUGACGGGAAUUACAGCAACUAAUCUAGAUAGGAACAUGAUCUUACCCAAUAAAGUUGCUGGUGAAACAGUUGAGGGUGGCUCUAAGUUAGAAGGAUCAAAUGAAAUGACUUCAGAAUAUGUGCGAGAUGAUGAACUUGUUCCAUCAGAGAAGGAGCAUACUGAUGGGUUUGAUAUGCAUAUUCCACAAAUUGAUGUCCCCCCUGAAGUAGAAUCUGUUGCACAUGUGAAUACUUUUGUUGAUACUGCUGAAAAGAAGGUGGAUAAUACAGAUGGAAUACAGUAUCUCAGUCCUGAUAAAGUGAUAGAGAGUCGUAAUGGGAAGGAGGAAGAGAAUGCAAAUGCAAAUGUACAUGUGCUUUCUGUGCCUGAUGACAUACAUGUGGUAGAUGAUCCUGUGCUGAUGCUUGAAGAUUUCAGAAACCAUAAAGUAAAGCAAUUAGACCAAGUUACUUUCUUGGACUCAUUGGAACAGUUUGAUGAUAAGGAAAAUGAUGUCAAACAACCUGUUUUCAACGAAAGUCUGAACAUUUUCCAGUCAAGUCAUCUAAGUGGAGGCACUGUUGUCUCUUCUGAUAUGCAUGAUUUGGAAGCUAGCCUUGAACCGGAUCUCGGCAGCAGCAAGCCAAUGAUUAAAAGUGUGCCUGUUGAAGAUGAAGCCAAUAUGUCUGAGACUGAGAUCAAGAUGUUUAAAAACCAAAGUUCAGAUGAAAUAGGAGCCCCUGCAGAUGCUGUGAGGCCUCAGAUAGCUAAAACCUAUAUGGUUGGUUUACCUGAAGGACAGGAAUCUUAUGAUAAGUCCAAUGAGUCUUUACAGGUGAACUUUGCUGCCAGUGGUGCUGGUAUAGAUCAAACAACCCACUCAGUUGGUCCAGAGAAUAAUGAAAAAGAUGGAAACUGUGAUGGGACUGGAGAGUCUGGAGACCACAGCAGAAAAGUAACUGCAGAAGAAAAUCUUGUGGCAAAUCCUGUAGCUACUGUUCAAUCUGCUGAAGGACAGGAAUCUUAUGAGAAGUCCAAUGAGUCCGGUCAGGAAUCUCAUAAUCUUAUGAGAAACUGUGAUGGGAGUGGAGAGUCUGGAGACCACAGCAGAAAAGUAACUGCAGAAGAAAAUCUUGUGGCAAAUCCUAUAGCUACUGUUCAAUCUGCUGAAGGACAGGUGUCUUAUGAGAAGUCCAAUGAGUCUUUACAGGUGAACUUUGCUGCUGGUGAUGCUGGUAUAGAUCAAACCACCCACUCAGUUGGUCCGGACGAUAAUGAAAAAGAUGGAAGCUGUGAUGGGAGUGGAGAAUCUGGAGACUACAGCAGAAAAGGACCCGCAGAAGUAAAUCUUGUGGCAACUCCUAUAGCUACUGUUCAAUCAGCUGAUCAUUAUGAAAACCAAAUUUAUCCAGCAGCUAACUUACACAAAGUCAAUGAUGCCAGUGAGUAUGAGAAGGGCGUAAUUGAAAAGUGUAAUAAAAUUGGAGAUGCUGGUUACAAUGAAAACGCUGAAACCUCUAACUUAUGUGGGGAUGACAAAAGCAGAGGAGUUGCAGAGAAUUUUUCCACAGAUCCUGCAAGUAAUUUGGAAUCUGUUAGUUGUCUAUCUGAACUCCAAGUUAAUCCAGUAACCAAUCUACAUGAAAGUGGUGAUGCUGCUGGUGAUUGUGAGAAGGAUAAAACCGAGAAGUGUGAUAUAACUGGGUAUGAUGGUGAUCAUGAGAAAGCUGAAAAGUAUGCAUCAUCUGGUGAAGAAAUAAGUAAAAGAUCUACAGAAAAAACCUUUGCGGAGGACUCUACCACUAAUUUGGAAUCCAUCAUUACUCUCUCCGACUCUCAAGUUCAUCCAUCGGGAAAGUUGCCUGAUGUUGAUGGCUCUGCUGAUCGUGAUGAGGGUGAAAUUGAGAAAUUUGUUAUAUCUGGAAAUGAAAGCAUGGAAGGAUCAGUUGAAGAAAAUAUUCUGGUGAAGUCAGAAUUGACCCCCGAGUCUUCUGCCAAUCUAACUGGUUCAAAAGCUAUUGUUGAAGAUGCAGCCAAUGGUUCUAGGAUGGAGCUGGUUGAAACCAGUGGCAGAGAUUUAGAUAGCGGUUCGAAUUCUAGCAAAGUUGCAGGAAAAAUUCUAUCAGAUGCUCAGCAAGAUGUGUUAGAAAAUGAGAUUGCUUGCAAUGACAAAAUCCUGAAAGAAGUUGAUGCCGGUGUUGCUGCUGAGUCAGAUCAUGGUCAGAAUGUUGAAUCGUUCCAGAAGAGUUCGGAGGACCAUGGGAAGAAAGAACCAGGGUUUUCUGCUUUAGAUACCGAAUCUUCUGUUCAAAGUUUCAUUGCCUCUGAAGAUAGCGGCUCCCAAGAGGUCCAUGCGGUUGCUUCUGGGAUUACUUCUCAAUCUUUGUUAGAGGAAGGCGAUAAUAACCUUGUCAGACAACAGCCAAGCGCAACUGCAAUUGAUGUGGACUCAAAUAGCCAAACUGACAGUCUGGAAGCCAACUGGGGAUCUUUCUCAGUUCUUUCCAUGCAAUCUGAUGCUGAAACUGUGCCACAUACGCAUUCCCAAUCUUCAUUAGGCGAAAACUCGGGCAAAUCUGAUAUGUUUGAGGCACCAUCUUUCAUGACAUUGGUUGAACCCCGAGGUGGGGAUGAUCAAAAAGCUACUGGUUCUGAAAUCCUGACUGCAGUACAGAACCCAGAACAGCCAAAACCUGCAUCUUUGCAAACUGGGUGGUUUCCUUCUAUGACUCAUGUUGUGAAUGAGUCACCGGGGAGAAAGAAGAACGAAGAGAUCAUUGCCAAGGUGACAAACAGGAGCACUGGGAAGCAACACACUCCUUUGAAAAACCUUUUGGGGGAGGCCUCAAGUGAAAGCAAUGGAAAGCCACUGAACCAAAAAGAAAGUCUUGCUCUUGCUCCUCAGAAAGAUGAUAAAGCUGCAAUGGUCAGUGGUCCUGUAACAACAACAGUGAGCUCGAUUCUGAAUCCUGAAUCGCCGACUGGUCAGGCUGCUAAGAAAGAGACUGCAAAAGAAUGGAACUCGCCGGCCAGAUAUCCUUCAGACACUAAGAGUGAGAAGAGGAAGGUAAAGGGGAGAUCCUGGGCACAAUUUGUGUGCUGCGCUUCUGUAAAUUAGCAUCCAUGGUGUCUUAGUUUAGCAUAUUUGAAAUGUGGGGCAGAGCUUUAGGGUUCUACUUAGGUUGAAGUUUGUGCUGGUGAAGUUGCUAGAUAUUGUCAAUCCGGUUUGUGAAUUUACUUUAUACCGAUCUAGCUAGUUGUUGGUAUGGUUAUGAGUUGGAUUUAUAGAGAUUUUGCUGUAAAUUCUAUGCAAAAAGUUCAUUAGUUAACGGAUGCACUGCAUAUAUUAAACUGGAUGGAAAUGAACCUCGAUUGUUACGUUUUUUUAA
Messenger RNA from Rosa rugosa (rugosa rose), 4306 nucleotides. RefSeq lists its product as uncharacterized. The coding region runs from base 121 to 4035 and encodes 1304 amino acids. NCBI's taxonomy places the organism in Eukaryota, Viridiplantae, Streptophyta, Magnoliopsida, Rosales, Rosaceae. The record is from RefSeq and is a predicted model, not a curated record. The transcript is spliced from 5 exons.